UUACCCAUACCAUAAAGACCCCUGAACGAGAAGCGGCCCAAGGAGACAUCAGCUCUCAGCAGCGACGCCAGCCAAUGGCGACGAGUCGGAGCCCCGAACUCCGUAAAGACGCAAUUCACAGUCGUUGGGUGAUCUUCUCUCCAGCCAGAGCACGCCGCCCCUCCGACUUCAAGUCAAAGUCCGACCCAAACCCGAACUCGAAGAACCAGACUGAAUGUGCCUUCUGUGCGGGUCACGAGCACGAGUGCGCGCCCGAGAUAUUCCGGUUCCCACCUGACUCCACCUCCGACUGGAAAAUUCGGGUUAUCCGGAACCUCUACCCUGCUCUCAGCCGCGAGUUGGACCCCCCGAAUAGCGAAUCCGUUGGAGGUCCGGUGACGAUCCCCGGGUUCGGUUUUCACGACGUGGUGAUUGAGUCGCCGGCUCACCCAAUUCACCUGACGGAUCUUUCCGCCGAUCAGAUCGCAGAUGUUCUGCUCGCUUAUAAGAAGAGGAUCCACCAGCUUCGUGCUUUUGAUUCGAUUAAAUAUGUUCAGGUUUUCAAGAAUCACGGUGCGUCGGCAGGGGCGUCGAUGAGCCACUCACAUAGUCAAAUAGUGGCGCUUCCCAUUGUUCCACCCACGGCUUCUGCAAGAAUUCAGAGUAUGAAGGAAGAUUUUGCGCAAACAGGAAAAUGUGGACUCUGCCAAGUUAAACAGGAUGAUCUAUUAAUUGAUGAGUCGAGCCAUUUUAUAUCGAUUGUGCCUUUUGCCGCCACAUUUCCUUUUGAGAUAUGGAUAGUUCCGCGUGAUCACUCUUCUCAUUUUCACGAGCUUGAUAACAAUAAGGCUCUUGAUCUUGGCAGUUUGUUGAAACUUAUGCUUGUGAAGAUGUCUUUGCAAUUGAACAACCCGCCUUAUAAUUUUAUGAUUCACACUGCUCCACUUCAGAUUGACUCAACAGAAUUACCUUUCACUCACUGGUUUAUACAGAUAGUUCCCCAACUAAGUGGCGUUGGGGGAUUUGAGUUAGGAACUGGGUGCUACAUAAAUCCUGUUUUCCCAGAGGAUGCAGCAAAAGUUUUGAGGGAAGUACUAAUUCCAAAUUAGAGAUGACUAGUUGACAAGGUACUCUCGAUCUGGGCACAUUUGGUGAUCACAAAGCAUCUCAGAGGGAGUAUUUCCUGAAACUUGAAUAUUUCUUCUUCUUGUAAUUGCUAUUCUGCUCUCUUCUAACAUCUAUGUCGAACUCGAUUAGUUUCUUUGGACCAAAACCAUUGAACUAUUUCCAUUUAAGGUUGAUGGUUGUGAGUUAUAUGCCUGAGCUGCAAAUAGAAAAGAAAAGAUUUCUAUAUGAGGAACA
Messenger RNA from Sesamum indicum (sesame), 1341 nucleotides. RefSeq names its product putative galactose-1-phosphate uridyltransferase. NCBI's taxonomy places the organism in Eukaryota, Viridiplantae, Streptophyta, Magnoliopsida, Lamiales, Pedaliaceae. Gene Ontology annotation, molecular function: zinc ion binding; UDP-glucose:hexose-1-phosphate uridylyltransferase activity. The record is from RefSeq and is a predicted model, not a curated record. Gene Ontology annotation, biological process: galactose metabolic process.